Molecule: messenger RNA, 3671 nt
Organism: Dipodomys spectabilis (banner-tailed kangaroo rat)
Lineage: Eukaryota; Metazoa; Chordata; Mammalia; Rodentia; Heteromyidae
Gene: Fbxo21
Product: F-box protein 21
Exons: 12
Coding region: 41-1927 (628 amino acids)
Molecular function (GO): DNA binding; protein binding
Source: RefSeq, a predicted model, not a curated record
CGCGCACCCGCGCACGACGGCCGUCAGGUACGCGGACAAGAUGGCGGCGGCAGCGGGCGACAGCGCGAUGGAGGUGGUGCCGGCGCUGGCGGAGGAGGCCGCGCCCGAGGUGGCGGGCCUCAGCUGCCUGGUGCACCUGCCGGGAGAGGUGCUGGAGUACAUCCUGUGCAGCGGCUCGCUGACGGCGCUCGACAUCGGCCGCGUGUCCAGCACCUGCCGGCGGCUGCGCGAGGUGUGCCAGAGCAGCGGCAAGGUGUGGAAGGAGCAGUUCCGGGUGAGGUGGCCUUCCCUUAUGAAACACUACAGCCCCACCGACUACGUCAAUUGGUUGGAAGAAUAUAAAGUUCGACAGAAAGCUGGGUUAGAAGCCCGGAAGAUUGUAGCCUCGUUCUCGAAGAGGUUCUUUUCAGAGCAUGUUCCUUGUAAUGGCUUCAGUGAUAUUGAAAACCUCGAGGGACCAGAGAUCUUUUUUGAGGAUGAGCUGGUGUGCAUCCUAAAUAUGGAAGGCAGAAAAGCUUUGACCUGGAAAUACUAUGCCAAAAAAAUUCUUUACUACCUACGGCAACAGAAAAUUUUAAAUAAUCUCAAGGCUUUUCUUCAGCAGCCUGAUGACUAUGAAUCCUAUCUUGAAGGUGCCGUCUACAUUGACCAGUACUGCAACCCCCUUUCCGACAUCAGCCUCAGAGAUAUCCAGGCCCAGAUCGACAGCAUUGUGGAGCUGGUCUGCAAAACCCUGCGGGGUGUCAACAGCCGCCACCCUAGCCUGGCCUUCAAGGCAGGUGAGUCCCCCAUGAUAAUGGAGAUAGAGCUCCAGAGCCAGGUGCUGGAUGCCAUGAACUAUGUCCUUUAUGACCAGCUGAAGUUCAAGGGGAACCGAAUGGACUACUAUAAUGCCCUCAACUUAUAUAUGCAUCAGGUUUUGAUUCGCAGAACAGGCAUUCCAAUCAGCAUGUCUCUGCUUUAUCUGACGAUCGCACGGCAGCUGGGAGUCCCAUUGGAGCCUGUCAACUUCCCAAGCCACUUCCUACUGCGGUGGUGCCAAGGCGCGGAAGGGACAACCCUGGACAUCUUUGACUACAUCUACAUAGAUGCCUUUGGGAAGGGCAAGCAGCUGACGGUGAAGGAGUGCGAGUACCUGAUCGGCCAGCACGUGACCGCGGCGCUGUAUGGCGUGGUGAACGUGAAGAAGGUGCUGCAGCGCAUGGUGGGGAACCUGCUCAGCCUGGGCAAGCGGGAGGGCAUUGACCAGUCAUACCAGCUGCUGCGGGACUCGCUGGACCUGUACCUAGCCAUGUACCCUGACCAGGUGCAGCUGCUGCUCCUCCAGGCCAGACUCUACUUCCACCUGGGGAUCUGGCCAGAGAAGUCUUUCUGUCUUGUCUUGAAGGUGCUUGACAUCCUGCAGCACAUCCAGACCCUGGACCCCGGGCAGCACGGGGCGGUGGGCUAUCUGGUGCAGCAUACACUCGAGCACAUUGAGCGUAAAAAGGAGGAGGUAGGCGUGGAGGUUAAGCUGCGCUCCGAUGAGAAGCACAGGGACGUCUGCUACUCCAUUGGGCUCAUUAUGAAGCAUAAGAGGUACGGCUACAACUGUGUGAUCUACGGCUGGGACCCCACCUGCAUGAUGGGGCAUGAGUGGAUCCGGAACAUGAAUGUGCACAGCCUGCCGCACGGCCACCACCAGCCCUUCUAUAAUGUGCUGGUGGAGGAUGGUUCUUGUAGAUACGCAGCCCAAGAAAACCUGGAGUACAAUGUGGAGCCUCUGGAGAUCUCACACCCUGACGUGGGGCGCUACUUCUCGGAGUUCACCGGCACACACUACAUCCCCAACGCAGAGCUGGAGCUCCGCUACCCGGAAGACCUGGAGUUUGUGUACGAGACGGUGCAGAACAUUUACAGUGCCAAGAAGGAGAGCAUCGACGGCUAGUCCCAGGAGGCACUGCGCCUCGGCGCCCCCCAGGAGCCCCGAUGGCCCCUCUGGACCCGGCCGCCGGAAGCCACUUGAGUAGCAGCGCAGCUGCGUGGCUCCGCGUGCGCCCUCCCCCCGCACAGGGACGAGGUCGUGCUCCGCUACACUAGUGAAUGGACUGGAAGGCACUGUUGAGUGGCAUGGCUUGUCUGCUCGUCCUGUGACCGUGUGUGACCUCACAGCCCGCCCCCCCACCCCGCCCCUUCUCCCUCCGUCUGUCUGCAUUUGUCUCCCAGCGGGCCACCGGAUAGAUGGGUUUGCGCAGUGGGGUGAUUCCCUCCUCCUCCGGGUGCAGUCCUGGUGGGGAUCAAAGGCCUCUUCACCCUGCAUUUGGCCGCACGCACCUCGCUCCGCGUGUGGUGGAGGGAGGCCAUAGCAAGCCAGUGGCAGUUAGAAUACUAGAAGUUACCUUCUGCUAAUACACGAAACACAGACUGCAAGUGUUCAUCUUUCGUUUUUUUAAUUUAAAUCGGGAAAUGGCAGUUUUCCCUUCUAUAUUCCUUGGAUUUAUACACAUUGCUAUAAAUCAUGAGUUUUCUAUUUUAUUACAUAAUAUUAUUUGAGAAAAUGCAUAAUAGCAGCCUUUAUGAGUGGAGUUUUCCACAUUCAUCUAUUCCUUCCUUCAGAAUGACUGCUUGUUUCUAGAAAUCUCCAGAAUCACAAGUGGGUCAUGGUUCCAUGGUGGCUGGGUCCCUUCUCGUAGCGAGCCCAGCGCGUCCGGUGUUUAGUACCUGUGCUUUGGGUCUCCAAAGGUCUGCAGUGGGGCUUGCUUUUCAAGUCAGGAACUAAUGAUGCUUAGUUUUGAAAAGAGCACCCCACGCUCCACAUUCCUCCAUCCCCUCCUAGUCUUUCCCUGAACGCAGGGUAGAGAGGAGGAAGUCGGUGUCUUUCAUUUGAAGAGGUGGGCUCGUGAGAACGAGGCCUGCUUGUCAUGUCCCGCAAGGGGAAGCCGGAGGCCCACCCGGCGCGCUGUGCUUCUGCGCUCCACCCGAAGCGAGCUGGGUCCGCAGGAGCCGCCGCUGGCCGUGGUGCAGCUGCUCUGGAGAGCGAGACGCAGGGGCUGCGCCUCUGCACACCCCUUGCCAUUUGCAUGCAGUGUUCCCUGUGCUCGCCAGAUGUGGGGGUCCACCUCAGACACGAGGGGCCGGUGCAGAAGUUAGCAUCACUAGAGGGAGGCAGCCGUCCCAGCCCCACAGGUGAACCUGCUUCUGGAAACCCGUCCGCUCACAAGCCUGGCCUGCCGGGCGGCGGGGGCGCCGGUGCCCAGAACCGAGCGGAGCAUGCUGAGCUAGAGCCGCCGCCGGUUCCUUUCUCCUUACCUGCCGCAGACCAGGAGACACGUCUGGCCGCCACUGACCGCUGUACAUAAUGUACCUAGACUUUUUAAUGUGUUUCCUCAUCAGCGCCUCGUUUGGCUCCCGGAAGCCACUCUCACCUGUGUAAGUUGGUAUUUGGGCACUUUAUAUUUUUCUAAAAAUGUGUUUUGGAUCCUGUACUCUAAUAAAUCAUAAGUUUCUUUUUAAAGAUUUUUCCAAAAGUUUUCUCCAUUUUCAAAAAGCCCUGUUAGAAAAGUAGAACUUUCUCAAUGUUAAGGUAUUAACUAUUUGGAUAUAGUAUCUUCUUUCUCUUCAAAUGGAUGCCAAGAUUUUUUUUUUGUACAAUGAUUAAUAAAUGGAACUUACCCAGAGAAACCCCACCAACA